Messenger RNA from Cololabis saira (Pacific saury), 2053 nucleotides. It is a transcript of the gene max, whose product is annotated as myc associated factor X. The record is from RefSeq and is a predicted model, not a curated record. Gene Ontology annotation, cellular component: RNA polymerase II transcription regulator complex. Gene Ontology annotation, molecular function: DNA-binding transcription factor activity; protein dimerization activity. The transcript has 5 exons. The coding region runs from base 144 to 641 and encodes 165 amino acids. Gene Ontology annotation, biological process: positive regulation of transcription by RNA polymerase II. NCBI's taxonomy places the organism in Eukaryota, Metazoa, Chordata, Actinopteri, Beloniformes, Belonidae.
UCACGUGUUUCCAGCUCGCUCGGUUCCGUCCAAACAGCGAGCUGCUGCUAACUCCUGCUGUCGCUGCGCCGCUCGGUGCUAAACCGAUCCAUGUUGUGUUUUUAGCCACCCGUCCCCCUCGACUAGACUAUUUUUAUCAAAGAAUGAGCGAUAACGAUGAUAUCGAAGUCGACAGUGACGAAGACUCGCCGAGGUAUCACUCUGGGGCAGACAAACGGGCACACCACAAUGCACUGGAGCGCAAACGUAGGGACCACAUCAAAGACAGCUUUCACAGCCUCCGGGACUCGGUACCCGCUCUGCAGGGAGAGAAGCAGUCUACCAAACAGGCAUCUCGAGCUCAAAUCCUAGACAAAGCUACAGAGUACAUCCAGUACAUGAGGCGAAAAAAUCACACACACCAGCAGGACAUCGACGACCUGAAGAGGCAGAACGCGCUGCUGGAGCAACAAGUCCGCGCUCUGGAGAAGGUAAAGGGCUCCACGACGCUGCAGUCCAGCUACUCGUCGUCCGACAGCAGCCUGUACACCAACCCCAAGGGCAGCGCCGUGUCGGCGUUCGACGGCGGCUCCGACUCCAGCUCGGAGUCUGAGACGGAGGAGCCGCCCAGCAGGAAGAAGCUGCGCGUGGAGGCCAGCUAGACGGCCCGGCGGCCCAAACUCGGCCACGGUGGAGGCGGCAGGGCGGGAGGGGGGAAGGGCCGGAGGAUUUCAGCCUUCAGAGCUCCCAGCUCAUCAGUCCACUCCGCCCCUCGUCACGCAACAACGACCACCACCCCAGCCUCCAUCACCGUCCUCGCUGUUGUCUGUCCUCCAUCUCUGCUUGGGAUGGCACUGGAGACGGGUGUCCCCUGAAAUCCCACGACAUCGCCACCACCGUCUGUCCUCGCAGCCCGUCUCCGCCCACGGAGGAGAUGAAGCGAGCAGCGCGGGAGACAGCUGCUUGGGUCCAUCUAGAGAGCUUCAGGUCCCCCCUCCUUCCCCAGACCCCUUUCUUUAUGUUUCCUGUUUUUCGUUAUUGGUAUCCCCCUCUCUUUGCAACAAAAACAAUCCCAAAUUCAAAGUAAGGCAGCUUGGCAACUUAAGGACUUGAUGCUUUUUUUGUACUCUCGGUAAAGCCCCUCGUCCUCCGGGUUGAUGUCUGGGGCAGAACAGGGAGCCAGACGUACUCUUCUUCCAAGCACUGCUAUUUUUUGUUUUGUUUCGUUUUUUGUUCAUUUUGUUAUUAUUGGUUUAAAAAGACAGCCUCUUAAGAAUUUACACACCGAGAUAAAUCCUCCUGGAAAAGUUUACCUUUUUAAAAUUAAAAAUCAAACAUUUGUAGCUUACUUUUUUUCCACGAAAGAAUGUGAAGAUGCUUUAAGCAAAUGUCAAAAAGUGAUACCCACCUCAGGCCCACUGGAUCGCAGAUGUUUUCUGCCUCACGCGUUUCUUAACACAUUAUUUAAAAAAUUAAGAAAAAAAUAACAAAAAAAAAACCACGACUCCUUUUGUUGAAAUUGAUGUUUUGAAGGAGAAUAUUCCUGAACUUGUAUCGUAUUUUGUCCUUUAGCUUGAAGUAGUGAAUGACUUUAGGUGGCUGAAUACGUUAGGCAUUUCUUUUUAUAUAUCAUACCGAGCAUUGAUUGGAUGUUUCCAAGACUACAACAGUAUGUUUUGCAUUUUGUAGUACUCACAUGUCAUGGAGGAGAAAUGCUGAUUUGCCACACAAGUUUUCUUUGAAAUAGAUAUUGAAUGUCAACAAGGUAGCUCCCGGCGUCGAGGAGAGACGAGUCCCUGUCAAUGUGUUGUGCUUUAAACAGUAAAAAAAAAAAUCAAUGUUGCUGAACCCCUCAAGGAAAAAAAGGAAGCAUUUGCGUCUCUAGGAAACGUGUGUAUGUAUAUUGUUUCCAUUUUAUUUCCAGUUAGGAGGAUAUAAUUAGUGUCGUAGGUCUUUGUCCGAUUCCAUUCCAUGGAAAUUACAAGUAUGUUGUACAUACUGCCAACAAUUGUCUUGCAAGUUGAGGCCUACCUUUACUAUGAGACUAUAAAAUAAACUAUUUUAUCCUUUAAAA